This is a messenger RNA of Nelumbo nucifera (sacred lotus), 2508 nucleotides long. RefSeq names its product basic helix loop helix DNA-binding superfamily protein. Gene Ontology annotation, molecular function: protein binding; RNA binding. The record is from RefSeq and is a predicted model, not a curated record. Gene Ontology annotation, biological process: RNA modification. Lineage: Eukaryota; Viridiplantae; Streptophyta; Magnoliopsida; Proteales; Nelumbonaceae.
AUCUUCAUCGUCGGUGGCCCACGAACCAGCGAUUGAUGUGCCUUCGGUUAAGCGUUGUGUGCCACUUGGUGGCUUUCAUUAUUAACGAGCAGCUUUCACCUCAGUGAAACCAAAUGGAAUCUAUCACUCUUCCAAUUAUUACUUUCGAAGAAGCAGAUAACCAGUAAAAAUGGCGAACCAGUCCAUGAGGCGCUUCCUCCAUGAGCCGAUGAGUCUUCUUGAGCAUUCCCAGAAUUAUGUUUAAGUUGUCAAUUUUUCAUUACAUUGUUCUAGACUUCUAGUAGGCAUAAAUGAAAACUUUGGAGUUGGUCAGAAAUGAAUUAGAUCCCACAUCGGAAACAUGAGAAAGGGUGAAGGAGAAGAGCCAACUAUAAGUAAAAGGUAGUGGCUUAAUUUCCGACUUAAAAGGGUCGGUUGGCUAAAUAUGCCACUCUCGCCUCCCAAUUGGUGAGUGCUGUAUGGCUAUCAAGACAUAUGGCCGACAUAAUUUGUGAAACCUCAAAGGGUUGGCUCGCUCGGCCGACCCUCCAACGUUCCUCUUUAACUUUUUUCUCUURACAUCUCCAUAUGAUAUGAGCCCUAUAACGACGCUAAUUAGCCGUUUGAGAAAAUGCUCCACAGUCAGGGAAUUGGAGUCGAUAUAUGCCUCCAUGAUCAAGAAUAAGGUCCAUCAAGACUGUUUCUCUAUAAAUCAAUUUGUUUCUGCCUGUUCGAACUUAGAUCGAAUGGAUUACGCUUUGUUAGCUUUUUCCCAUGUGGAAACUCCUAAUGUUUUCGUUUACAAUGCCGUGAUUAGAGGCUCUGUUCAGUGUUCUUCUUCAUUUCAAGCUCUCCAAUUUUACUUGGAAAUGCUUAAAGAUGAUGGAGUAUUCCCUACAAGUUUUACGUUUUCAUCUAUAGUUAAGGCUUGUACUCAAGUAUCUGAGGUGGGGUUUGGUGAAAUUGUUCAUGGUCAGAUUUGGAAGAAUGGUUUUGAAUCCCAUUUAUUUGUUCAGACUGCUUUGAUUGAUUUUUACUCAAAUUUGGGGAGAAUUCUUGAGGCUCGGAGGGUGUUUGAGGAUAUGCCGGAAAGAGAUAUCUUUUCAUGGACUACGAUGAUUUCAGCUCAUACCCGGAUGGGAGACUUGAACUCUGCGCAGAGAUUGUUUGAAGAGAUGCCGGAAAGGAAGACGGCAUCUUGGAAUACUAUGAUUGCGGGUUAUGCAAGGAUAGGGAAUGUAAAAUCUGCCACAGAAUUAUUCAAUCAGAUGCCCAAAAGGGAUUUAAUCACAUGGACGACCAUGAUCUCUUGUUAUUCUCAAAACAAGCAAUAUGGGGAAGCAGUAGGAGUCUUCCAAGAGAUGAAGACUGCAGGGGUCCGACCUGAUGAGGUGACAAUGUCCGCUGUUAUUUCAGCUUGUGCCCAUCUAGGAGCUCUUGAAUUGGGAAAAGAGAUAUACCUUUAUGUGAUGCAAAAUGGGUUUGAUCUGGAUGUUUAUAUUGGAUCUUCAUUGAUUGAUAUGUUUGCAAAGUCUGGGAGCUUAGAUAGAUCGCUUGUGGUGUUUUUCAAAAUGCAAGAGAAGAAUCUAUUCUGCUGGAAUUCGGUGAUUGAGGGGCUCGCUGUACAUGGUUACGCAGAGGAAGCACUGCUCAUGUUUGAUAGGAUGGAGAGAGAGAAGAUUAUGCCAAACAGGGUGACUUUUAUUAGUCUACUCAGUGCUUGUACUCAUGGUGGACUAGUUGACGAAGGUCGUAGGAAGUUUCUGAGCAUGUCUCAGAAUUACUCCAUUUGUCCUGAAAUUGAACACUAUGGAUGCAUGGUUGAUCUCCUAGGUCGAGCUGGCCUGCUUGAAGAAGCGCUUGAAUUGAUACAAGGCAUGAGUGUUGAACCAAACUCUGUCAUUUGGGGGGCCAUUUUAAGUGGGUGCAAGCUUCAUAGGAACUUGGAAAUAGCUCGAGUUGCUGUGAAUAGAUUGAUGGUGUUAGAGCCAGAAAAUAGUGGAUACUACCUACUUCUGAUUAACAUGUAUGCUGAAACCAAUCAGUGGAGCGAGGUUGCAAAGAUUAGGACAAUCAUGAAUGAACGAAGAGUACAAAAGAAGAGUCCUGGAUCCAGUUGGAUUGAAAUAGAAGGAAAGGUUCAUGAAUUUGUAGCUUCCGACAGCUCUCACCCUGCAUCUAGUGACAUUUACAGGCUGUUGAUUGAGCUAUAUGGGCAGCUAAGACUUGCAGGCUAUGUACCUGAAUUUGGAUUUACGCCUUAGUUGUGGAUUUAUCGAUUUGAAUUUGUUGGCCCGCCAGAAAAGAUUAAUUUACCAAAAGCAGGUUAAUUUAUUCAGUCUGGUUAUGGUCUACCACACAUUUUUUCAGCAUUUAAGAUACAAUGAGUUAAAUCAAGUGGCAUAUUUUACAGUAGCUCUUCCCUUUAAAACAGGGAAAUAGAAUGGCUAAGGAGAUGUAAAUGAGUUGAAAACAAACGGCCAAACUUUGGGGAAUUUUAAGAAAAUGUUCUACUUUCCAAGGAGGUUA